This is a messenger RNA of Schistosoma rodhaini, 10674 nucleotides long. The record is from the annotation of a GenBank genome assembly. Lineage: Eukaryota; Metazoa; Platyhelminthes; Trematoda; Strigeidida; Schistosomatidae.
AUUGGUUUGCCGCUGUGGCCAGUACUCGACAUUUGGGCGGAUUAUCAUCCAACUUUCUUUCGUUGGCUUGUAUCAGUUAAGUGGAGUUCCGUGUUUUCAUUAUUAUGAUAAAAUCGUAAUAAAGUGACGUUUUUAUGGUUUGAAUGUGUUUCGAUGAACAGAAUUCUCUGAGUUUGUACAGUUGUUUUCUUGAAUUUGCCUUGCUAAGUAUGCUAAUUUGACUGCGACCUUGUUCAAAAUAACAUUCACCCUUUAGAGUUUUUGCAACAACCUGAAUAGAAAGAUAUUAUUUGUUGUACUCUUGUCCAAGCUUUGUUGACCGUAAUGUUCUCCGGUUUUUGUUGUGGAGCCACUUGGGGUUACCAAGUAUCAUCUUUGCCGGUGGUUAAAUUUCUUCUCAUAAAUAUAGUUACUUCAUGCUAUUUGUGUGGCGUUGAGACGUCGUUGCAAAACGUUGGUGUUAUCUUAACACCAAUUCUCAGUUUAUGUAGUAAAUAGAAUGUACUGAUAGAAUAGUAACUGAUUCCCGAUUUACUCGUAGUUUCGGUCUUGUGUAUCUCCGUGUUUCUCCAUCCUGAUAUCGUUUACAAGAUCUGGUUAUGCCUCUCACUAGACAGAACUUAUCCACUAGGUAACCUGAGUUAUGUGGCUUUCGCACAUUUUUGGAAUAAAUUGAGAGUUAAAGGGAUAUCACGAACCUAACACUGACGAGUAUACAGUAACAAAGGUAGUAGGUAUCGGUAGAUUUAUACCAUCUAAAACCUUGAAGUGAUUACCUAUCUUUUGAGACGGUUAUUUAGGAAAUCCUGAUUAUGUUCUCUACGUUCAAAGAUCGACAAGGGUUCUAAGGUCAGUGAGUGACAUAAAAAUCCGGUCUUUUUGUAAAACUUUAUCUACAAAAAUCAGAGAGAAACCUUCACUCGACUUUACUUACGUUCUGAGUGUCCUCGGUGCGUGACCAAUAACCUUAGGACCAUCCAGAGAACUAUGUGGAAUGACUUUUUCAGCACCGCAAUUGGAUACUUUAGCAAUCGCGAAAGUAUUUAGUCGUGUAACGACUGAACAACUGACACAGGUUGACCCCCAAGCUGCUGAUUAAUACCAAAUUUCACACUUGAAAAGUAGAUUGGAGCUUAAAACUUAAUAUUUUACGUUUUAUGGUGUCGAAACGGAAGGGAACAAAAAGCCCAUAAGUCAGCAAACGUUGCGUCAGAGUUAGGAGUUUGGAGAUGUUUCAAUCUAAUUUGGGAUAUUUUUGUGUCAAACAAAUCAUGUCUUUGAUUUCUUGUACGGGGUCUUAUUUGAUUUAUAUGGCUUACCAACUAAAAAAAAAACUAAGUUUUAGCUGGUACAGAAAAGACUCGAUAACGCAAUUGGCAUUUAGUAGCUGUAUCAGUGUAAUUUACGUUUCUUUAUUUACCAAUAACAUCUUAUUGCGGCUGUUUGAAACUUAUUUUAAAUCAAAUCCCUUCGAAGACCACAUGUUUCUCUCUAAUCACACAAACGUUUCAAUGAUAGUAGUACGCGAUAAUCUUAUCCCAAUGUAUAUAAUCCCUUUCUUAUUUUGUGGGUGCGUGAUUAUUAAAAGAAGGAAUAUAGAACCCUUGAGUAAAUUGUGUGUACUUGAAUAGUUUUGAAAUAUGCACUAGUUAUGAACUCAGUCCGUUGUUUCCCAGUGGAACUAAACUUUAGAGUUUACACCAUAAGCAGAAUAUCAUUACUCACUGGCUUGUUUGGUCUAACAAAUGCCAUUUAAAAAUAAGAAGUAAUAACAUUAAGCAUAGAAUAAUGCAGUUCGUUAUUAAACUCUAUAUUUUAACUCACAUAUCACUCCAACUGUAUGUUUUAUAUGGUCUAGUUCCAAGUUAGUUAAAAAUAAAAGCCAAAACCGAAGUACAUGGAGUAGGGUUAGAACCCGAAUCAUAUUUGCUUUAAGUCGGACUCCUUAAUUUGUAAACCGCCGUCCCGUAUAGAUCAUAUAAUUAAUGCUUUUUAAAGGGGCGUUUGAUAACAGAUAUAAAGCGUAAGGGUGGUUUUCUUAUUUUGUUUCUCAGUGUUGUUUUUGUUGUUUACUCUUCUGUAUUCAGUUAUCAUUUUUAUGGGGAAUAAAACCUUAUCGCUUCACUUUUACCUUAAUUUAUUUUCUACUCAGAUGAGUGUAGUUGUAGAAACGGUUGGAAUAAAUGACAUUUCAUGUCACUGACACAUGCAUGUACUAUUUCAUAUUUCGAGAUUACUGUACAGUCCUCGUUCAUUUACUAGUUUAAGUCGAUAAAUAUUUACUGAUCCCACAUUGUAAGUACAUUGUGAUUAACUUCUAAAUGCUAUACGCUUUUUACCGCGUUUCUUAACUAUUUUUGUUACUUAUUAUAACAAGACUUGUUUACCCUCUUGGUAUUACUGUAAAGUCAAGUAACAUGAAUAGUUGCUUUAUUGCACUAGCUCUUUCGUUUUACUAUUUAGAGUAACGUUGACUCAACGUUUUUUGCACCAGUGGUCUACAGUUGGUCACGUAACUUUUUUUAUUCCAGAUGCCUGCUCCAAAGCGGUUGCGGGAGUUGGUAAGAGACAUUAGAUCUGCACGAACUGCUGCAGAAGAACGGGCGAUUGUAAACCGGGAGUGUGCUUUAAUUAGAGAUAGUUUUCGGGAAGAAAAUAACACUUACAGAUGUCGUAAUGUGGCCAAAUUGUUAUACAUUCACAUGCUGGGUUACCCAGCACAUUUCGGUCAGCUUGAAUGUUUAAAAUUAGUUGCUUCUCCACGUUUCACCGAUAAAAGAGUUGGUUAUCUGGGCGCAAUGCUUCUACUUGACGAACGAACUGAUGUACAUCUUCUAGUUACAAAUUCUUUAAAAAAUGAUUUGAAUCAUCCUACUCCAUAUGUUGUUAGUUUGGCUCUGUGCACUUUGGGAAGUAUAUGCUCUGCUGAAAUGAGCAGAGAUCUAGCCGGUGAAGUUGAACGACUAAUUAGAUCAUCAAAUGCUUACAUAAAAAAGAAGGCGGCAUUAUGUGCCUUUCAAAUAAUUCGAAAGGUACCUGAUCUCAUGGAAAUGUUUAUACCAUGUACACGUUCUCUUCUUUCCGAGAAAAAUCAUGGAGUCUUAUUGGCUACUAUUUGUUUAAUUCAAGAAAUGUGUGAACGUAGUCCGGAUACUUUGAAUUAUUUUCGCAAGCAAUUAGUUCCAACACUAGUACGUACUUUAAAGAAUCUCAUUAUGACUGGUUAUUCUCCUGAUCAUGACGUUAAUAAAAUAAGUGACCCAUUUCUGCAGGUGAAAAUACUGAGGCUCAUGCGUGUUCUAGGUCAUGGUGACAAAGCCUCCAGUGAAGCAAUGAACGAUAUUCUAGCUCAAGUGGCUACAAAUACUGAGACGAGUAAAAAUGUUGGCCACGCGAUUCUCUAUGAAAUUGUGUUAACAAUAAUGGGAAUAGAAUCAGAUCCAGGAUUGCGAGUUCUUGCCAUAAACAUUUUGGGUCGGUUUCUACUAAAUACGGACAAAGAUAUUCGCUACGUCGCUCUCAAUACUUUGUUGAGAGUUGUAUAUGCUGAUUCUAAAGCUGUACAGAGGCACAGAUUGACAAUAUUGGAUUGCUUGAAGGAUCCUGAUGUUUCGAUACAAAGGCGUGCUAUCGAUUUAUGUUUUGCAUUAACAAAUCAUACAAAUGUUUGUUCAAUGGCCAAGGAACUUCUACUUUAUUUACAGAGUUGUGAUAAUGAAUUCAAAGGCGAUGUUUGUUCAAAUAUCUCAAUAGCAGCGGAGAAAUAUGCUCCAAAUAAGAGAUGGCAUGUGGACACCAUGAUGAAAUUGUUGACCACUGCUGGAAACUAUGCUCGGGAUGAUGUCGUCUCAUCUCUAGUUAGCCUGAUUUCUCAAAAUCCUAGUCUACACGCGUACGCUACCGUUCAGCUUUUCAGUGCUAUGAAUGGAGCUAUGUCUCAACAACCUUUGGUUCAGGUCGCUUGUUGGACAAUCGGGGAAUAUGGGGAUUUGUUGGUUUCUCCAGAACCUUCAGAAGAUAUUCCACAGCCAGUUACUGAAUUAGAAUUGAUUACUGUGUUACAGCGUGCUCUGGUUAGUGUGACUUCAACAGUGCAAACAAAACAAAUGGUUAUAAACACACUUGUUAAACUAACCACACGUUUUACUCCAACACAUUUAGAAAAACUGAAAGAACUCAUUAGCUUUUAUUCGACUAAUGUGAAUCUAGAGCUGCAACAACGAUCUGUUGAAUACAGCAAAAUUUGUUCACAACCUAUAAGUAUUCGUGGUGGUUUACUUGAUUGCAUGCCAGUACUACCAACAAAUGCUUUGUCUGGAACUUCGAAUCCAGAUAACCUGAGUCGUGGAAUUAAUGAAUGUGAUGUCAUCGAAACUGAAGAAAGUAACACCGGAGGUGCAAAAACUCCAUCAAUUAAUGGUUCAACUAAUCAGUCGCUUACGAUUUUCGAUUUAUUGGGUCCAGAAAGUGAACCUGAUUCUCAUAUGACUCAAAGCGCGACCACGAAUCAUUCUGAUACUGGGACUAAUUUACUAGAUCUUCUUGAUGUAUUUGCUCCAUCUGAAACCAAAGUGUCUAACAAUACUCAAAAUGCACCAGGAUUUUCAGGUGAUUUAUUUGGCACUAAAAAUGGUUACGGUGCCCCUAUCAUUCAACCUGCUCCGCAGCCUUCUGUCUUGGAUUUCGACUUUGUCAAUAAUUCCGGUCCAGGUUUGACAAAUCAAGGUCAGUUAACCUAUAUUUUCUGCUGCUUCAUAAUUGAUAGGGACCAAUAAUUAUACGACUUUACUAGUUCUCUCUUGUCUGCAUAGUAAACUAAUAAUAAAAUUUAAGUUGUCGACUGAUAUGAGCAAUUCUUUUAUCGCACCUGUAUUCGACUACGAUUUUUAAAGAAAGGAGAAUCACUAUUUUCUCGGUAAAACAUUUUCUCAUCUCAAUACCUUUCACUUUUAGUACCAUGGAUAGUAUAUAAUUGUUUAUUUUUUAGUUUACUUCACUAUGUAGUUUUUUUCCACACAUCUAUCCAUUAACAGAAGUUAUAACCUAAACCUUUUAUUGGUUGUCUACUAAUUACUAAGACUCAGUACAUUCACUUAGAUAUUUUCUACCUUAAUUAUAAAGGAGUAUGUUAUAUCCAAGGUAAGAUAUUUCCAGCACCUUUUAUCUUCUAGAGAGCUACAUUUUUUGGAGAUACUGGUUAUCUUUGGGAAACAUCUUAUUAUCUCCACAUUUCAGUAAAUUUUCAUUUCGGUGCUGUAUUUAGCAACUUUUAGUCUUACAUCACUCCAGUCAAUAAAGCUCAUUUGUGAAUAUGCAUUGAGUAGGUCCGACUACCCACCCCCAUCAUGGUAUCAUCGCCAGUCGAGUAUGUUUCCCUAGGAAAUAUGUACGUUUCUUAUAUUUUAUGGGAUAAUUGGAGACUUUUGUUCGGUGGUCAAUGUCCUAUGAGGGUAACAGGCAUAAGUAAAUAAGCAAAAUGGUAAGAUAUAUCUAUGAGAACGAAAGUUGAAUAUGUAUGCUCAAUUAUAACAACUACUAAACAUCUAAUUUCUCUACAAUUUUAUUAGUGAAGAGAUAUAUACUCCCUGGUGUAAGCUUUUUCAAGGCAGUAUAAGAGGAGAUGUUAUUAUCUACGUACCACACAAGCAAUCGUACUGAUUUUAUUUCUCAGAUAGGUUUUAGAAAAUUAUUUCGGAGUCUCGAAAGUACACUUGCAAAGUAGUUCGUAUUUCCAGAGAAAGUGUAAACAGUUGUAGACGAAGUAGUGGAAUAUCAGGCCUGCCAUCUUUUCAAAGUAAAUGUUUGCGAUCCCGUGUACUUCAUGACUAUUUAAAACUUUAUAUCAUGUUAUGGCCUUACUAACUUGGAGGAUAGAUGGACGAAAUAGAUUAUAUAGUGCUACUGAUGUUUUGCGUGACUUCUGAACCAGUUCUAUCAUUAUUAUUGUUAUUUAUUAUUAUUAUUUUUAAUUUGAAAAAACCACCGAAAAGGUUUUGAAUAGUUCUAGAGUCGUUUAUAAAUGAACCUUUAUUCAAGAAUCAGGGGUUAUCUCGACUUUUGUGAUUAUCUAAUUCAUGUAUUUAAACGGAAAACUAAGUUUUUAUACUCCUAAAUUGCUAGCAAGUGCUGGCAAUGCAUAAAUUAAUAGCUUUUAACCUUUGAGUUUUUGUAGUUUGAUUAAAAAUUAUAGUUAUUUGUACAACUGUACAAAAAUCAUUGUACCUAAAGUAAUGUUUCUGAAGGCAUCUUAAUUUAUUACGAUAGUUAACUGGUAUGAAUAUUCCAUUAGACCUAAUAGUCUUGUAUCUUUGAAAGGUCGAAUGGAAUGUAAGCGCAAAAUAGUGAUUUGAUUGAAUUUGUCCAGUCCAUCUACGCGACCACUACUGGAGUAUUUACUCCAAUACCUUAUCAGGGUUUCCAGGAAGUCUCGAUAGUAAGUAAUUUUUUUGUAUGGGGAAGGUAUUAUUAGGAUUGAUAGUAAUUAAAAGAGAACCGACAUCUAUUAUCUGUUUACUGAUUUUAAUUUCGUGUUAACUUUUGCAGAUAGUGACAAUAUUUCGACGGAAAACUAGGUUGACGGUGUUAUCUUGUUGAAAUGUGACCAAUAGUUUGUGUCUAGUAUAGCUACGAAUUCUUUAUCACUGGACUGAUCUAUACGAGUAGUCUAAAUUAUAUCUCAGUAUUUGAUGUCUCCUCUAUUGACUUUUACAGCAAAAUUUAAAACAGGAGUAUGUGUAAAUGCACUAGAAAUCAGAUCGUUCACAGUAGUCAAAGUGUCUAGAGCUUUACAUACACAACGCAGAAGUAUACUGUGGCUCGUGGGGGUUUUCUGAGAUUCAAACUGAUUUUAUUAGUGUUGAGAACACUUUUCAACUUUAUCAACUAGACAAUCCAGUGCGUAAAAUAGACAUCCACCUCUACGUUCAUGUUCCGUAUUGCAUGAAAAUAGUAGAUAGCUCUGAAUAUUUAAUUCUGAAUCAGAAAUAAAAGGGCUCCUUUAUUCUGUAACCAUUACAAAAGAUGAUGUGGCUGGUAAGAGUAUGGUUUAUAAAAUCGCAGUUUUAUUGGAAAUUGAAUGUGCAUUGUUAAGCAAUAAGUCUAAGAAGUGUGAAUUUUUAAAAAGGCCGAUAUGUUAUGUAUUCCAGUCAUGCGUGUUUAUCCCCAUUCCACACAAUUUCGUAAUGAUUUUAAAAACUCGUAAUGUUAUUGGCAUACUCAGUGAAGUAGCCAAAAAAGUUGAAAUACAGCACAUUUUCUAGUUAAUAUGAGUUUAAGUAAUGAUCUAAAGUAAAUAUUUUCUUAUGUCACAAUGUCGUCACAAGCAAUCAUUCAUUUUUACAUUAACGUUACUGGUUGAAUAUCUCAUUCUAAUACCAUUAACUACGAGGACAUUGCAGAAAACGGUGUAUACAUUUAUUAGUUGAUUUAUUUAAAGUAUAAUUCAUUUUCACAUUCAUUUUAUAAACGUAAUUCACUCAUUGAUAAGAAGCUGUAGAAAUCACAGAUAAGUGUGAAUGUUAUCUCGUUACCCAUUGUUUGGUUCCAUGGUAUGUUUUAAGUUACAGUAAUGAAUUAUGAGGCUUAAAUUUACUUUGUUGAUAUGAGUUCCAUUUUAACAUAAAUUUCGUUUGUUUACUUUGUUAAGUAAAUCUUAACCAGGAAAAUUUCUUACAACUACUGGAUAGUUUUAGAAUAGGCGGCCCAAAAGUUUGAGCAAACAACCGUGGAAGAAUUUCUUCGAAUUGAGUGGUCAAAAUACAUUACUUAAUUAACUUGUUUCUGAAAAUUUGCUGGAUUUCAAGAAGAAUGAACGAAUUAAAUUAUCAUACCUAAUAAGCAAUAGUGUAUAUUGAUUUAAUUCAGUGAUGAAGGUUGGUCAUUCAAUGCUUUCAUGAACUGGUCCCUGUUAUGUCCUUAACUUAUACGAUUGCCAAAUUUAGAUGCGCGGACUUGUACGACCAACAAAUGAUGCAUAUACCUGAACGAGCGUCCUAGAGUCUCGAUUGGUCCUUCGUUUUGUCUGUUAAGUCCAGAACACAGUGUAUGAUGCUGUUAUUGCUUGUGGAGGUAAUGAACUCAUGACUAACAGUACAAGUCAUGUGUUGCUAAGAUACCUUCGCCACAUGACUGGUCUCUAUCAGUAACCCAGUUUAUUCCAGGAUAGUUUAAGUACUUCUAAUGCUAUACAGGCUUUAAUGCUCCUCUGGGAGACUUAAUAUUAUAAUCUUUUGAAGAUUGCAUCAUACUAAAAUUUUUCUCCAAUAAAUUAGAGCUCGGAUUAGCCCGCGAUAAGUUUGUACCACAAAUGUGUGUUUGUGAAGAAUCAAUAAAACUUGCUAUAGUCUCUGCAACCCUUUUUGAUUUGUUCUUAUUCGCAAAUCUUUGGAUGGCAGUUUUAUCUUGAUAUAUACGAACAUUUUUUUGACAGUAGAUGCAACAAAUAGCUGUUCAUAAUCUUUCAGUUCUGCAACUGAAUGAGAAGAAAAUCUGAACAAGGUCUGGCAUGAGUACGUUACGCAUUGUUGGUACAACGGAUAUAUUGGCACGAGCUGUCCAGAAGACUAACUGCUUUCAAUAUCGAGUACCUAACAGAAUUGAGCGGGGCGGGGGUAUCAGGAAUAUUCCUAAUAAUCACAAUAUUUCCAAAGACCAUUCACUUAGUAACUUCUUUAGCUAUAAAAUUAGUGACGAGAUCAGCUUCAACCACAUCACACUGUGUUGAAAUUCCAUUUUGUAGCGUAUAUCGCUUGCUUGCUUUCUUUACAGAAUUAUGACAAAGUGACCAAUUGUCUCCGAAUGUACAGUCACAAUGAAUUAUUCAAUAAAAGAGGAAAUCAAAUAAGUAACUGAAUACUGAAUGAAUUUAUACAAUUAGAAACAAACUAAGAAUCAAUAAACAAAAUACACGCGAAGUUAAGUGAAAGAAAAUCAUUUAAAACUGAUAUACGAAUUUUCGGAUUGAUUUUCUUCAUGUAUUUAGAAAUAUAACAUCAUCAACUAUGACAUUUCGCAUUACCCAUUGUUUAAAUUUCGUCGGAAGUCAAUAAUAUUGUAUGUUCUUAUGUAUUUAUUUUUCGUUUUAUUUCAGUAUUUCAAAAUAGAUAUCACGAAUACAACACUAAAUAGUUUCAUUUUCGUAACUUUAUCCGUUCUUAAAGUGUAAUAUUAUCACUUUUCAUGUGGAGUACAACUUUUUUAACGGAGUAAUUGAUAGUUUGUAAUCUCCAUUCAAUUUCUACAACAAUUUCUUUAUUUAGUCUCGUCAAUUCCAUCCACCACGAUAUACAAUUCAAAUGAGAUAAAAAUUGUAUUCAACUUCGUGCCUUCCGCUGUACUAGAUGGUCAAUUUAACAUAAUCACAAUACAGUUAGUGGCAACUACUACAAGUCUUCAGCCAAUUAAUUCUUUUGAAUUUCAGGCUGCUGUACCCAAAUCUUGUCAGUUACAGCUUUUCCCACCAUCGUCUAGUUUUAUUUCAUGCGGCCCUAACUCUACUCCGCUAACACAAGUGUUGAAGCUUAGCAUUCCACCGAAGGUACGUCCACGGAUGAAGAUUCGUCUGCAGUUUGUCAAAAACGGUGAGACAAAAACUGACGAGUUUCAACUCGAUGACUUUCCACAAGUAUUGUGGCAGUAAUAUUUGAAGAAUCUUUUAUGAACUAAACAGAACCAUUCAUCAACUCUCAAGUCUAACCCAGAGUAAAUCUGGAGUUAUUUUUAUUCUGGCUGUGCUUAAUCGUGUAUUUAUGCGAAAAUCAUUAAUAUGCUGUUUUUUGUUUGUAUAAAGUGUUAUGUGUACCCAAGACUGUUUAUUGAAAUUGCCACAGUGCCUCCAUUGUUUCUUGUUAUUAAUUUUCAGCCAGCUCCACAUUCUAAUAUCAUGUGAUUCUAAUUUUUGCAUAUCGUUCCGGCAAUAUUAACAAAUAAACCCGACAUGCAAAUUUUCACUUUAUUGCUAAUACUGAUCUUGGGAUAAAUUUAAUUUCUUUUAUCUUUGAUACACUUUUUUUUUGUUUAUGUCAAAAUCUUGUCUGUUUCGUGAUGUUUAAUGGUCUAUUUUGUAUCAAAAGUAUUUUAUUUGAGCUGACAAUUACAGGUAUGCGUACAAUUGAUAUUUCAACAUUCCGACUGUCUUCAUGAUCACAUGUAACAGACUGGUCCUCUGGAUUAAUUAAUGGUUGACCGAUCGAUUGCUUUUCUGUAACUUGUCAGUUUGAAUUAAAAUCCUAAUAGAAUUUCGUUCAUUGUCAGUCAGUUACUCUCAUGAACUCUGUGUUUGCUGCUAAAACUUUCCAUGUGAAAUCAAACUUUUAUGCACUAUUAAUAUUUUAAAUUCUCCGUAUUAUAGUUUUAUUUUUUUCUGUGAUGCAAUUAUUCUGUUCAUUAUUUGACAACUAAUUGGUUUAAAAAGGUAUACUAUUGUAAAACGUAAAGUUCAAUAUAGGUGUUCAUUCAAUUGUGGCAGUUAUACUGUUUGCAAGUAAUUACACCUUGUAGUUAUGAGUUUAUGGUUUUUACUUAAGCAAAAUUAAUUAGAGAAUUUAAAAUAAUCAUUCAACACUUAAUACAUUUAUGCAUAUUUAUAUCUAAAACACUAGUCAAAUGUUUUCAAGUGGUUUUAAGAAACAUAUUUUACGUGAUGAAAAAACAAUAAACUGUUGAGAUAGUGUUCUC